This is a messenger RNA of Phlebotomus argentipes, 1727 nucleotides long. RefSeq names its product BTB/POZ domain-containing protein 6-like. The record is from RefSeq and is a predicted model, not a curated record. Gene Ontology annotation, molecular function: protein binding. The coding region runs from base 84 to 1484 and encodes 466 amino acids. Lineage: Eukaryota; Metazoa; Arthropoda; Insecta; Diptera; Psychodidae. The transcript is spliced from 2 exons.
GUCAGCUGAUUGUCAAAGAACGCGGUCGAUGUGUUUGUGUGUUAUUAGCGGCUUUAUAAUCAGGAAAAUAAGCGGAUUUCAGAAUGGCCACAGCUUCGGUCCCAAAUACGACAGAGAUUUGGAGCGAAAGUAUCGAGAGCCUCGAAGGCAGGAUGUCACUUCUUUCUUCCAAUGAAUUCCUCUCGGACAUGGUUUUCUUGGUCGGCAGGGAGAAGUGCCGAAUUCCUGGUCACAAGCUCAUAUUGAGUACGUGCAGUUGGGUGUUCUACAACGUCUUCAACAACCUGAAGCUCGACAAGGACGAAUUGGUGAUCGAAGACGUUUCUCAAGACGCUUUCUUGGGCUUCCUGAAGUAUUGCUACACCCAAAAGGUUUCUCUGGACGCUGGGAAUGUCUUCGACAUCUUCAAGUUGGCCCAGAGAUUCGAGAUGAAGCAUCUGCAGAAAGUCUGCGAAGAGCAUCUCAUCACAAACAUGACCAAGAAGACGUGCGUUGAGCUAUACAGCAAAAUAAUGCCGCUGAUGACGGAUUCCAAAUCAGUUCUUAAGCUGAGAGUUUUGUCUCUCAUCGCACACAACUUCUCACUCCUCCUCCAAGAUCGGGAGGUCAUGAAGGUCUUCACUGAACUUCCUGUGGAAGCUCUGAUGCCGAUUGUGAGGCUGGAAAGUCUGCAGUGCGACGAAAUGGAACUCUUCGAUGCGCUGAUGAAGUGGGCGACAAACGCUUGCCGAAAGGCGAAGAUUCCUCCCGUGCCAAGGAAUUUGCGCACAAUAUUGGGCGAUGUGUUUUACAUGAUCAGCUUCCCGGCCAUGAAGAUUGAGUGGUUCCUGGAAAUCCUGGCCAAAUAUCCGGAAAUGCUCACACCAAACGAAAUCUCAAACAUUUCCCUCACAAUCAGAGGAGACGUGAAAUCCUGUGCUAAAUUCAAUCACAGUCUGAGGCUGAAUGACUUCGUGAGCAAUGCGACAAACCUGGAAAUCCCUGACGGACAGUUGCUUCCGUGUUGUUCCUCUAGUCCUGAAAUAUUGGAAUUCCCAGCUCUGGAAUUGAAGACUGUUUUCAAGACUGCGCGCGUGCAAUCCUUGCUCGGAUUCGCCUUCAUCGCUCGCAAGGGUCAAGAGGCGAAGAUCACAUCCUGCUCACUCAGGCAGAUCAAUACCAAAGCUAAUGGAUCCGCGUUGCUCUUUGGCUCUGACGUCCCUUCGACGUCCAGGCAUGUGCCAACAUCGAUCGUGCGAAGGAGCAAAUUGAAUUGGGACUUUGACUUGGUGAUUGUGCGCAUGAUACCAAUUGAACCCGUGCCAGGAAGAUCACUGAGCCCAUCAGAAUGGCACGAAUUAUUAUGCACUUUUGACGCAAGUGUGCCUCACUUGAGAAAUACAGAAUUCUCUGAACUCAAAUCUGCAUGUCCAAUGGAGAUACAACAUCUUCAAAUCAAAAAAACCAAGACUGCCACUAUUCCGUUCCUUGUCUUCGCACACUGAUUUGACGUUCUGAGCUCAUAAGAAAAACUGAUUCACUUUCAGUGCCACUCUCUAUUGACAUGAAAUAAACCCACGAAUUGCUGUUAAUUAUAUUCAAUAUGAGGAAUUACCGACUAAAGAAAUUUUCAAGAUGUGCCUCAAAUUCAGUAAAAUGCUUGUAUGAAAACAUUUGUAACUGAGAAUUCGUUCAAUAUUACUAAUUUGUUUUGUAAAUUUAUAAUAAAUUGAAUUGAACUCAUUAAA